Molecule: messenger RNA, 3291 nt
Organism: Vicia villosa (hairy vetch)
Lineage: Eukaryota; Viridiplantae; Streptophyta; Magnoliopsida; Fabales; Fabaceae
Product: pentatricopeptide repeat-containing protein At3g54980, mitochondrial-like
Exons: 1
Coding region: 172-2751 (859 amino acids)
Molecular function (GO): protein binding
Source: RefSeq, a predicted model, not a curated record
GCUUGAUACUUUUCCUCCCUUACCUCACUCUCCACUCUCCCCAAACACUACUCGUCGCCGCCGAUCACCUUCAAAUUGAAAGUUGAACUCUCAUCCCCGCCGUCACUUCAUCACCACACGCGAAUGAAGUUUUCCGACAACCUUACCUCACUGAAUCAUUAACAUCGAUGCAUGCUCACAAACAAUGAAAUAAAUAAAUCAUUAUCAUUUCCGAAAAACUUCAAAUUCAUCCGAACAAUCUCUAUCGACAAUAUGCAAAUAAGGUUUUCCAACAACCUUACCUCAAUCCUCCCGAACACUCUCCGCCGCUUCUUCUCCCAUCUCUCCACCACCCCACCACCACCACAACUCCUCCCCGACAAAAUCACUUCACCCGAACCCCAUCCCUCCAAACGCCUCUCUCAAAACCAAAUCUUGGAAACCCUCUUAACCCACAAAUCUAACCCCAAAUCCGCUUUCAAAUUCUUCAAAACCGUUGAGAAAAAACGAGGCUUCAUCAAAACCGUUGAUGUUAUCUGUUUACUGCUUCAGAUUCUAUCUUCCACCCCAGAGACUCACAGAUAUGUUCGAAGUUUGCUCAACCAAUAUGUUUCCGGAGAUGCUACUCCUUCUGCUAAGAUACUUGUAGAGCAGUUGCUGGAGUGUUCGGGAAGGUAUGGUUUCGAAACGGAUUCGGAGUCCGAUUCCAAUUCGCGGGUUUUGAAUUAUCUUUUGAAUAGUUUUGUUAGAGCGAAUAAGAUUACGGAUGCGGUUGAGUGUUUUAGAACUAUGUUGGAUCAUGAUGUGGUUCCGUGGGUUCCAAUUAUGAAUAUACUUUUGAGUGCGAUGGUUAGGAGGAGGAAUAUGGUUUGUAGUGCACGCGAGGUGUUUGAUGAAAUGGUUGAGAGAGGGAUUUAUGGGGAUUGUUAUACUUUGCAUGUGGUAAUGCGUGGGUGUUUGAAGGAAGGGAAGUUUGAGGAGGCGGGGAGGUUUUUUGAGGAGGCUAAGGGGAGAGGGUUGGUGCUUGAUGCGGCUGCGUAUAGUAUUGUUGUUCAGGCGGUUUGUAGGUUGGGGAAUUUGAAUUUGGCGUGUGGGUUGUUGAAGGAGAUGAGGGAGAUGGGGUGGGUGCCGUCUGAGGGGACGUAUAAUGCUGUUGUUGUUGCUUGUGUGAAGUAUGGGAAUGUUGAAGAGGCGUUGAGGGUUAAGGAUGAGAUGGUGAGCGUUGGGUUACCUGUGAAUGUGGUUGUUGCAAGAAGCUUGAUGAAAGGGUAUUGUGCGCGGGGAGAUGUGAGUCUUGCGGUGCAGUUGUUUGAUGAGAUUGUUGAGGGUGGUGUUGCUCCUGAUGCGAUUAUGUUCUUGAAUUUGAUUGACGGGUUUUCUAUGAUUGGGAAUAUGGAGAAGGCGUAUGAGUUUUACACUCAAAUGAAAGUUAUGGGAAUCCAGCCAACUGUCUCGAUUUUGAAUUCUCUGUUGAAAGGAUUCCGGAAACAGAAUUUGCUUGAAAAUGCGUAUGGAUUGCUUGAUGAGGCGGUUGAACUUGGUAUUGCUAAUGUUGUUACAUACAGCAUUGUUUUAUUGUGGCUCUGUGAAUCCAAUAAGGUUGACGAGGCUUGUAAAUUAUGGGACAAGAUGACGAGUCGGGGUAUUACACCUUCGCUAGUUUCUUACAACAACUUAAUACUUGGUCACUGCAAAAAGGGUUGCAUGGAUGAUGCGUAUAGUGUGUUGAAUGAUAUUCUUGAAAGGGGUUUGAAACCGAGUGUGGUUACAUACACUCUUUUAAUAAAUGGUUUUUUCAGAAAGGGUGAUUCGGAGAGAGCCUUUGUUGUGUUUGAGCAAAUGAAGGCUGCAAAUAUUACGCCUAAUGACUAUACAUUUAACACCGCUAUAAGCGGCUUGUGUAAAACUGGCCGCAUGUCUGAGACACAUGACAAAUUGAACAAUUUCAUUAAGCAGGGUUUUGUUCCUACUUCCAUUACUUAUAACAGCAUUAUAAAUGGAUUUGUCAAGGAAGGUGCGAUUGAAUCUGCAAUGUCUGCCUACCGGGAGAUGUGCGAAAACGGAGUUUCUCCGAAUGUUAUCACUUAUACUACUUUAAUUAAUGGAUUUUGCAAAUGUAAUAAGAUUGGUCUUGCUUUGGAAAUGCAUAAUGAUAUGAAAUACAAGGGUAUGGAAUUGGAUGUUACUGCAUAUAGUGCUCUCAUUGAUGGUUUCUGCAAGAUGCAAGACAUGGAAAGUGCAAGCAAAUUUUUCGCCGAACUUUUGGACGUUGGUUUGACUCCAAACACAGUUGUUUAUAACAGCAUGAUUAGUGGCUUCCGACAUUUGAAUAACAUGGAAGCAGCGCUUAACUUGCACCAGAAAAUGGUAAAGAAUAAGGUUCCAUGUGAUUUGCAGAUAUAUACCUCAUUGAUUGGUGGGCUUCUGAAAGAAGGUAAAUUGAGUUUCGCGUUAGAUCUUUACUCAGAGAUGCUUUCCAAGGGUAUCGUGCCUGAUAUCGUCAUGUAUACAGUUCUAAUAAACGGACUCUGUAACCAUGGACAGCUAAAAAACGCCGACAAGAUUCUAAAGGAGAUGAAUGGGAAUAAUAUUACUCCUUCGGUUCUUGUAUAUAACACUUUAAUUGCUGGACACUUUAAGGAGGGUAAUCUGCAAGAGGCUUUUAGACUGCAUGAUGAGAUGCUUGAUAAAGGUCUAGUGCCGGAUGAUACUACUUAUGAUAUUCUUGUAAAUGGAAAACUCAAGAUAUCACAUACUCUUGCUGGAGCUUAAUUCAAAUAAAUUCUAUUGCAAAUGAGUCUUGCAGAAAGUUAUUGAAUGGCUUGAAAUUGGUCCAAUCUUCCCAUUGUUUACAAUGCACCACCGACACUUUAGAUUGGAGGUGUGUCCAGCGUCUGACACCGACACAUGUGUUUGUAUUUCUAAAAUGGCGUUGACGUGUCAGUAUCAUGUCUGUGUUAUGGACUUGAAACUGUGGACCAAAACCCAAAACUCCGUUCACGACGUCUUCCAUAGAAGUUGUAUUUCUCUCAUUUUAUUUAUAGGUAUCAUUUUGUUAUCAUAGGAAGAGUAAGUUCUAUCAGUUAGAUUAUUUCUUUGGCAAGAGCAUAAUAAUGUCAUGGGCCAGAUAUUGGGCAGAGAAUGAAGCUUUUUGGUAGAAGCAGUUUCAUAUCGCUGCAGAGUGGCACAGAUUGUGGCUAUUAGCAAUGGGAAGACACACAAUUCAGGUGUGAUCUGAACAGUCUUGUUGUUUCCUUUAAUAUAUGGAUUACAUUUUUCCUUUCAUUUUGCAUGAGAGAGGAAAUGUUCUAA